Stegostoma tigrinum is the source of this 1074-nucleotide messenger RNA. Its product is annotated as probable G-protein coupled receptor 139. The coding region runs from base 37 to 1074 and encodes 345 amino acids. The transcript is spliced from 3 exons. Gene Ontology annotation, molecular function: G protein-coupled receptor activity. Gene Ontology annotation, biological process: G protein-coupled receptor signaling pathway. Gene Ontology annotation, cellular component: membrane. NCBI's taxonomy places the organism in Eukaryota, Metazoa, Chordata, Chondrichthyes, Orectolobiformes, Stegostomatidae. The record is from RefSeq and is a predicted model, not a curated record.
CUGGAGCAGAGAGGGGGCAAUUAUUUCUCUCACAGCAUGAAUCGAACAUUUGACAGGAUAAUGAAAGUAUACUACGCAGUGCUCGCUGCAAUCGGUGUUCCAGUUAAUCUGGCGGCCAUUGUGAUCCUUUCCCGAGGAAACUGCGGCCUGUCUACUUGCACGACCUAUUACCUGGUGUCUAUGUCAGCGGCGGAUUUAAUGGUCGUCAUCACUGAGGUCAUAUUGAUACAGUUCCAAUAUUUUUAUUAUCCACUAUGCUUCCUGAACAUCACUCCCAUGUGCAGCAUUAUAGAUGUCCUGGCUCGUGUAGCAGCAGACUGUUCCGUUUGGUUCACUGUCACCUUUACCAUUGAUCGAUUUAUGGCCAUUUGUUGCCAGAAACUGAAGACUAAAUAUUGCACCAAGACCACUGCAGUUGUGGUUUGCUCAACAACCUGCAGUCUCCUCUUUUUAAAGAAUAUUCCCUUCUACUUUGUGUACGAACCUGGAAAGAUUGUUGAUAAUGUACCAUGGUUCUGUGUCAUAAAACCAAGCAUUUAUAUUGAUCCUGGAUGGUUGGCCUUUGACUGGCUCGAUACGAUCUUAACACCAAUUCUCCCAUUUGUUCUCAUUCUAUUCCUUAACGCUCUUACAGUAAGACAUAUUUUAUUGGCUAGUCGGGUUCGCAAGGAACUGAAGGGGCAGAGCAAGAGUGGGUGUCUCAGAGACUCAGAGUUGGAGAGCAGAAGGAGAUCUGUGCUUUUACUCUUCACCAUAUCUGGCAGUUUCAUACUGCUGUGGCUGGCCUAUGUUAUAUUUUUCAUAUAUUACAUAUUCACAGGCAUUGAACACAGUAAUUAUGUUCUGUUUUGGUAUAUAUUUGGAAAAGUCUGUUGGAUGCUCCGGACCCUAAAUUGCUGCACCAACACAUUUAUCUACGGGGUGACUCAGUCACAGUUCAGAAAACAGGUGAAAAGUGCGGUGAAGUAUCCACUCACAGCAAUUAUUCGAUUAAUUAAUAAAGACAUCAUAUUAUUCCUGGACAGCCAGAUGUCCAUCUGUAUCAGGCAGUUGCUACAUACAACAUUAGACUGA